Centrocercus urophasianus (Greater sage-grouse) is the source of this 9560-nucleotide messenger RNA. RefSeq names its product intermediate filament family orphan 1 (gene IFFO1). The record is from RefSeq and is a predicted model, not a curated record. The transcript is spliced from 11 exons. NCBI's taxonomy places the organism in Eukaryota, Metazoa, Chordata, Aves, Galliformes, Phasianidae. The coding region runs from base 1 to 1458 and encodes 485 amino acids.
AUGACGGGCGUGCUGAAGACGCUGAACCUGCGGUUCCGCUGCUUCCUGGCCAAGGUCCACGAGCUGGAGCGGCGCAACCGGCAGCUGGAGAAGCAGCUGCAGCAGGCGCUGGAGGAGGGCGGCCGGGCCCGCGGCCCCCCGCGCCGCGACCAGGCGGUGCAGACCGGCCUGGUGGGGCCCAUCCGCCCGCUGGGGCUGGCGCUGGCCGCUGGCCGCCCCGCCACGCUCUGCGGGCCCGCCCGCCCGCUGGGCUCCCCGGGCUGCCACCCCGGCGCCCCCGCCCAGCCGCCGCCCUUCGCGGCCAACUCCCGCUUCAUGCCCGGCACCAUCUGGUCCUUCUCGCAGGCCCGGCGGCUGGGCCCGGGGCCGGAGACCACGCUGGUGCAGGGGCCGGGGGUCUCGUGGAUCCACCCGGACGGGGUGGGCGUUCAGAUCGAUACCAUCACCCCCGAGAUCCGCGCCCUCUAUAACGUGCUGGCCAAGGUGAAGCGGGAGCGCGACGAGUACAAGCGCAGGUGGGAAGAGGAGUAUACAGUUCGUGUCCAGCUUCAGGACCGAGUCACAGAGCUGCAGGAGGAAGCCCAGGAGGCUGAAGCAUGCCAGGAGGAACUGGCCAUGAAGGUGGAACAACUCAAGGCAGAGCUUGUUGUCUUCAAGGGACUGAUGAGCAAUAACAUCACAGAGCUGGACACCAAGAUCCAGGAGAAGGCCAUGAAGGUGGACAUGGACAUCUGCCGGCGCAUUGAUAUCACUGCCAAGCUAUGUGACGUGGCACAGCAGCGGAACUGCGAGGACAUGAUCAAGAUGUUUCAGAAGCAACUGUCUCUGCACUUGUCUCCCGUUAAGGUCCCAGCCUCGAUGGGGCGGAAGCGGGAGCGGAAGCAGGUCAGCGAUGAAGAUACUUCACUGUCAGAGAGCGAUGCCUCCAGAAAGCCUGAUGAGGAAGAAGAGGACGAGACCACAGCCAUGAGUAUCAAUGAGGAAAUGCAGAGGAUGCUGAACCAGCUGAGGGAAUAUGAUUUUGAAGAUGACUGUGACAGCCUCACGUGGGAGGAAACGGAAGAGACACUGCUCCUCUGGGAGGAUUUCUCUGGAUACGCCAUUGCAGCUGCAGAGGUCCAGGGGGAGCAGCAGGAUGACAGCCUGGAGAAGGUGAUCAAAGACACAGAGUCGUUGUUUAAGAGCCGUGAGAAGGAGUACCAGGAAACCAUCGACCAAAUAGAGCUGGAGCUGGCCACGGCCAAGAAUGAUAUGAACCGGCACCUGCACGAGUACAUGGAGAUGUGCAGCAUGAAACGAGGUCUGGAUGUGCAGAUGGAGACUUGCCGGCGGCUCAUCACCCAGUCUGGGGACAGGAAGUCUCCUGCCUUCACCCCAGCCUCCACCAGCGAGUCAGCCCCCAAUGAGGAGAGUGAGGAGUCGGAUCGUGACCCCCCUAGCGAUGCUUCCAUCAGAUAAUGAGGGGAGGCCCUGUUCCCUCAGCGCCCCACUCCUGGCUGAGAGGUGUCUGAGCUGCAGCUGGGAGAGACUGUCAGGGAUGUGGAGCAGCUGGUAACCAUUUGUUGCCAGGCCCACCCCCACCUCGGGGCAUCUGGCAGAUCCCCUGCUACCAGGUGUCUUGCAAAUGGCUAGGUAAACCUGUCCGGGCUGCUCACCUCCGGCCCCUUCUCUGUUCCUCUCCCCUGCUUUGGUUUAACCAUGGUUCAGGCAGGAUGGUCCCAAACUUGCCUCAGCAGUGUUCUCCAGGGGCUGUCCUAGGUCCUCCAAACACAACCUCCUCCAGACUCUGUCCUGGCAUAUCCGACCUGCCCCUGGCCCUCCUCACGCCAUGCAGAAGCCGAACUCGAGCUGUACCUCCCUGCAAACUGGACCUGACCCUGGUGCCAACUGGACCGAGCCUGGGGCUCUUCCCAUCCUUGCUGCUCCCCAGGCACUGGGGUGGCCCUGGAGCUGUGCCAGGCCCCACCACUCUCCCCUCCUUCGGAGCAGGGACCAAGUCCCGCUCACCAUGCACUUUGCUUUGCUGCGCGUCAGCAGCACAUUUGUUACAGAGACCAGGAAUCAUUAAACGGGACUGAUGCCUUUUCUACAGCUCCUACAGGUGUGGGCUCUCACUGGGCUGCAGCAGGUGUUGGGCUAUACUGCUGGAAGCAGGGCUCCAUUGCCCAUCCCCACAGCAGGCCCGCUGCAGCAUGGCCUGCAGGGUGCUCCAUCCCUCAGAAGGUGCUGGUGGUGAGAUUCCUCUUCUGGCAGUUACAGGCCCUCCAAGGGCUGCAUGUAAUGCUGGUACUGCGUGGGCCAAGCUCUGGGCUAAAAAUAAACGUGAACCCAAUUGUUUUAUCUGCACUGACGCUACGGCACUUUCCUUCAAUGUGUCUGCACCCCUUCACUGCAGGCCAGCAUUCUCACUCAAGCUUUCUCCUGCUUUGCAUUUUAAAAUAUCAAAAAAAACCCAACUGCAGAAAAAGUUUGGUUAACAGGCUGAGAUUAGUUGAUGGGGGAAUGACUAAGCAGCGCUGUGAUACUGGGACAAUUUCAGUUCCUAGAGGAAACUAAGCUGAACGUGGUUUGUGCCUAGCAGACCUUCCUGUCUAAGAGCUUGGUUUCUGCCAGGUCAGCUUUUUGCCAAGGUGUCUGGAACGUCUCCUUACUCAUCCUCAGUUCUGUAUCCAACCUAGAUAUCACCACAGUAUCCCUGAACUGCCAUCUCUUGUAGCCUGUGUGGGCUUUGCCCUUACCCAUUAUUAUUGGGAUCUUUGGAUCCGGUAAGAUGGGAGAGGUGUCCUGCAGAGAGACUGUUUUGUAGGGCUGUCUGCAAACCAGCAGACAUGGGCUGCUCAGCAAAAAGAUGUGAAGCUCCAGAGAAAAACACUUCUUGCAAAAUGUCCUGGAGGGAAGGUAAAAGUAGAUCAAAAAGUAGAUCACAGUAUAAGUUUUUUGGAUCACUUGUAAGAUUAGGUAAGGUAGAUAAAAAUGGGGGCUGCGUGAGGCAACAGUUUAUCUAGAUUGGUUUGUGUAAUUAACUGCUGCUGUGCUUAGCAGAGCACCUGCAUAUCUGUGUGUUGUGAUGCAGUUCGGCAUUUAAGCAGGGUGAGGUCCUCUCCAUGUGCUUGCAAGACACACUGCAGCACAUGUUGGUGUUUCAGUGUAGGUAAACUGUCUGGUUUGAUACAUCUUUCCUGCUUCUUUCUAUUUCUUUUCCCUUUGAAUUUGGCUUUCUAGAAGAACAAAAAACAGGGCACAUAUUUUCAUCCGAUAUUUUUUAUUUUGAGUGAUGUUGCCUCACAUACAGUAGCUCAGGGAUCACUUUCCUUCCUGCCUGAAGGCUCUUUUGGUUUAUACAAAUCUCCUUUCCCAUGUGUUUCCUUGCACCAUUUUCUGCCCUUUCUCUUAUGUGGAGAUCUCUGCCUGUCAGGAGAAAUCCGUCUCUCCCCCUGCAUAAUCUAUGACCUGCAUAUCUUGGCUUCUGUUCUGUCCAUGCUUCUUAAGAAAACAAAAGGACUGUACAGUAUGUAUGCUGAAAGAUUUCAAGCAUGAAGUACAGACACACCAACAUCUCUAUCUCUAGAAGUAACUGUUCAGAUGAUCACCUGGUGCUGUCAGACACCUGUGUGCCAGGGCACAUGGGGAUCCCAGUCCCACACUGUGGAUCAGAAUUCCUUUUGCUGUGAAGCUGAGAUCCCAUCUACAUGUUUCUGCAAGGUGGUGAAUUGUAUUGGUAGUAAUAGGCUCUGUUCUCCAUCAGGAGGAUGAAAACCCAUGAGAUCCUACUGGUGGCAUGUGCAGUGCUGAUUCUUUGCCUCAGCCAUUUCUCAGCAUGGGAACGACAGCCCAAAGUCUCCAGUGGUAGUUGGACCAUCUCCUGUAUCUCAGCCUAUCCCCCAGUGCUGACCCCAUGUAUUUGAUACUGGAUAUGAGGAGAUGUGUCCUAUUUAUUAGAAUUCUAUUUAUUUAUUAGAACUCUAGUUCUAUGAACUCUACUCUGUAGGCUCUUCUCUGUUCUUUGAGGAAUAUUUAGUCUGUUUUUCUUUGGCAUGAGCUCUGCUAGGAGCCAUGGUGUCUAGGAACUGUUCGACACCAUGUUGAUUCUUGAUGCCCCAAACUUAUUCCUCUUCCAGGAAACCUUGCAGCAGCACUGGCUCAGGAAACAGAAUCAGAAGAAAAUGUCUGGAGACCCAGAUCUUGGCUGGUUGGUCUUUGUGAAUUUCUGCAGUCAUCUCCCAAGGGAUGAUCGCAUGUCAUAUUUACCCUCAGUCUACAACUCAUUCAAAACCUUUGGUUGGCCUUAUCUUUCUCAAAGUCUUGGUUUCAGGGGCAUCUUGUCAGUGGAUGGGGAGGGGACCUUUUCCUAUCCUGGAGCUGGCAGGUAAGUUGAUGAAAUGAAUGUUGAAGGAGCAAGUCAGCUGCUCUUUCCAACUGACCUGGGAAGAUGUUGCUGCUGAGCCUAGUCUGGUCCUUACUGCACCACAGCGGCCCUUGGAAAGCAAGGAACAAAGUCCUGUUGCAGCAUCCAUGCAUUAAUGUGAAUGCUUAUUGCCCAAGUGCAGUCCAAGCAGGAUGUGUCUUGAUGAAUGAAGUCCCAUGGCACAAGGUAUCUGUCAGUCCCUCUGUCAGCAUCUAUCUCAGGACUCUACAGAUGUGACCUCUGUCUGGUCAGCUGUGUGACUGCCUGUUGAAGACCAUCCUUUUUGGAGUCUCAUCUCUAAACUUCUAUUGAGGUUCUCCCCCUUGAUGCAAAGGCUGGGACAUAUUUAUUUGCCAGCAUCCUGCCUCCAUCAGGCACCAGGGGACACUGCCAGUCUUUGGGCUGGAGUGAGAGGCAGUUCUCUGCCUUGGCUGCUGUACUGUAUGAGAUCAGCCUCUUGGCAAAGGCCUUCAGCAGAUAAUGCCAGGCAUUUUGCUGUAAGGCUGAAAUGAAUGCCCCUUGCUGAAGGUUUCUGAUUCUGUGGCAUGCAGAGCAGCCUCUCUUCCCCCUUCCCUAUUUUGUCUGAAAGGGGAAUUCUCAUCUCAAAGAAUCCUGGCUGCCAAGGUGGGCCUCUGAGAGGUCAGGGAGCAUCACCCUCCUCGUGCCUCAUUGCAUGAAUUUGGAAUAUUCUUACAAGCUCUAGAAAGGGUUCAGUCACCCAGACACUAUAUAGCCUGGGUAAUUUUUCCUGAGUUUUCUCCCUCCUUUUACUUGUUCCUGAGUCCCAUCCAUUUUAAAUCAAUCUCAGAACAGAAAGAAUCCAAUUUUGUCAGUUCGACUGCUGUCCCACACCUCCCCCCCAGCAUCACUCUGAAGGCUCUUUGUUCCUGCCCCACGUGAGCCUUGUGUGAAUUCCUUAGAUGGACCUGAAUGAGAUGCUAACAACCAUCACUAGGGCAGCUUGUGUGACUUCCUGGUAACCUCUUCAGUAUUGUAUUUAUCUUGUUUCUAAGCCAGGAAGAUGGGAGUGAUGAAAGCUGUACAGAAGCUUACUGUUAUUUCUAGAUUCAAACCAGGAGACUGUCUUUCCUAAGCUUUAUACCUCUGCUACAAAAGCUUGAAGGCCAGUCUCUUUCUAUGUUUAAAUGAUUGUAGGUUAUUUUCUAAGGAGAGAUCUGUGAGCCAGCUCUGCAGAACAGCAGAGAGUAAAUGGCAGGCCACCUUUAAAUUCCUGCUGAGUCAGUCCAGGUAGAGCUGGGCUAAAAGCUGAGACUCCUCUGCCAGAGCACUAGCUGUGUCAGUAGCCUUGUGAUUUCCAGCUGCAGGUUCUAGUCAACCUAAGAGCUGGCACAGGUGCUGCAUACUCGUGCUGAGGUCUUCUACGUGAGGAGCUUCACUCCUGUGUGAAGAGAGGUCGGAAUAAAUGUAGAAGACAGUGGGGUGCUGGAAACACAUCUGUAUGAUGCAUGGAUGGGCUCAUGAAACCAGCUGGCAAACCUCUACUGAUGGGAAUUAAAGCCAGCAAAAAUGGUAAGGCAGCAAGGAGGGCUGAAUGGGCUGGAGGCAGCUUUAGGGAGGUCCAGUCACCAAUGAAAACCUGAAGGAUGUAUGAGACUAGAAGAAAUGUUUCAGAUUUGAAUUUUCUAGACUACUGACACAUUUUGUCUCAGGGUGGUAAUAAGGAGAAAACACUCUAUGUCCUCUGGCAGAGGAGGUAUAGGUUUCAUAGCUUGGAGAGCAGUCAAAAGAGCUGAGAGAAUGCUAAGGUAACGCUAGGAGAGGAGUCUGAGCAACCACUAAAAGUUGCAGUGACCAAAUUGAACCAGUGUCACAGCAAAUGAGAAGGGAGGCAGCAGUUUUGGCUUACGCAAAAGACUGUACAUCUGGGCAAUGCGCAAAAGGAACUGGAAGCUCUCAGGACAGGAAGAAAUGUGAUUAACUGGCUUUUCUGAAGUUUACCAUUGCAUUGUAGAAAUCCCAGCUCACCGGUGUAACCCAUUGGUAAAGGAGGAAUAAGAAAGUGUAAACACGAAUUGGGGUUGCAAGCUGUGCUAAAAAUCGUGUUACCUCUAGAGCUAAUAGCAAAACAGUAUGAUCUGACAUACAUAUUCGUUAAGGCAUUGAAGGGUCUUUUAUUUAAUCCUGAAUCAUGGAAGAAAACACAGUGAUUUAUUUCUGAAGUACCUCUGCUUCAUGUGAAAAGGAAAAUUAUGUUGUCAUGGGAGACUUUGGCUGGGAUUACUGAGGAAUAUGCUAUGCCAUGGGGAGCCUCUCAUUAAGUUACAGACGAUGGCAUGUCCAAGUAAGGCAAGGAUUUUAGGUGGCUUUAUGAUAGAUGAAGACUGAGUUAGAAUUGGUGGUUGCCUAAAGACAAGGGAUUGACAAACAAAUCAAGCCAUUGCCCAGGACAAACAUAUUGUGAUACAGAAGUGCAUGAUACUAUAUAGCCUUUUCUGAGGAAUUCCUAAGGGGAGUAUUAGGAAAGUUAUUUAAAUGGGAGACCCUUGGAAAGAUGAGAGUUUUUCCAGUUAUCCAAAAAGCAGUGAUUUAGUAAGCGUGAGAAGAUAGCUUCCAGUAAGACAUUUCCCUGAGUAACUGGCCAUGUGAUAGUAGUACAUCAUAGAAAAAAAUACUAUUAGAAGCAAUUUCUAAAAGACCUUCAUAAAAAAUAAAAUCAGCUUUGUAACAACUGCAGUGGCUGUGCGUGAAGAAGGAGGAAUACAGGGAUGAUGAAAUAAUUAAGAUGUAUAAAAAAUAGUUACGUGAGUGGCUGAUGAUCUCAAUAAUAAAUAUUCAUAGGUGGAUCGCUAAUGAGAUUAACAAAUUGUUCUAGCUACAUCUAAAGGAAAAUCAAUCCUAGCAGUAAUACGAGCCAUUUACUUGACUGUGAUUUAAAAAAAAAAAAGAAGUACUCGUCAGCUGUGUCUGUUCUGUAUUUGGAAAGAGCAGAAUGUAGUCACAGGGGAAUGAUGAAGCACUUUCUGGGCCAUUAGCAGGAGGAUCCUUGAUGGGACUGUCUCAGGGGAACACUCUUCAUUUCCAGGCAUGGGUGUCCCGGAUUACUCUGCUACUGUGAGCAGGCCACAGCAUGGGGGGAUGGUUGGGGCCAUGGAAGGAAUGAUCCUGGGAAAAAGCACAGCAUUCUAGCUGCUUUUUUUGCAAAUGCUGUUUCACAAAGCACCCUGAUCUUGUUGGUGAUGGAAAAGUGCUGGCUGCUGAAUCCACAGUUUGCCAAUGUCAACUAGGUGAACUGGGGAAAGGUCCUUUAAAAAAGAGCGGACAGGUGAACAAAUGAUACAAGUGAUGAGCCUGCCAACCCAUAUAUGAAAACCAGGGAGAAAUCAGUGGGCAGGAGAUGGAAAAUCAGGAAAGGGAGAACAGUCUGCACAGACAUGGGGGGACGAGGAGCUGACAGCCGUCUGUUAGCAUUUUUUUGUACGUAGAGAUGAUAGUCCAAGAGUCUAAUAAAGGGUAAAUGCCUGAAUCAAAAUGCUGAGAUGUAUUGAAAUAGAAUUUCAUGAUCUAUUUUUUUUAAUUGAGUUAAAGCAUUGGCUUUGUUUAAGCUACGCUAUAAAUCUAAGAGCAAGAAAUAAUAGUGCGUGACCAUAUCUGGGGCAACAGGAGCUCUGGAAAGUCAGAGCAAUCUUGGUGAUUGCUCAGCCAGACACUGAAGCCAGUGAGAUCUUCACGAAUCUUUAUUUAUGUGUGGCAUUGGUGUCUUUUGUCCUUGUUUACAUCAGAUUUUGGAGCAGGGGGAGCAAAAAGUCCUAACUCUGAUUCCAGGCUGAGGAAAAAUGCUUGGAGAGUGAAAAGUUCGGUCUGUUUUGUUCCUCAGAGCAGGUGAAGGAAACUUAUUGCUCACAAGGAUUAUGUAGAUGGUCAUUUAAGCAGGCUGAGAAAGUCAUAUGGGGACUACAAGGAGAUGGGGAAGCUGGAGGCCACAUGCAUUCAGUGAGAUUUUUGGGUGUGCUCAGCGUCCAGCACCAGCACUCAGCCCGGUAACUAAAAUCUGGAGACUGCAAACUGCCUUUGGAGGGUUUGGCCAGUCUUUUCCAAAUCCAGUUGCUCUUCAACACACAGCUUACCCUUAUUGGCAUCACAUUGAUGAAUUCAUCCAAAGGUGUAAGCAGGUCUCGGAGGCAUGAUUUCUUGCCAUGGAAGCAGCACAGAUACUCGCCCACUGAUUCAUCGCCAACCAGUUGCUGACUCUUUGUGCUGGCUUUCAGCUCUCUGAUACAGAGAAAUUGAUGGUUAUUGUUGGUUUCUGAACUCCUUGAAGAUCCUUUCUAAAAUCUAUAUCACAUCUGUAAAUUCCUACUCCUUGGUGUCGGGGCUGAGGUGUAUGAUGAAUUACAAGAAUUAACUCUCAUCCAUUCUCUGCCCAAGACCAUCUGAGACUGACACAUGGCACUGAGAGACUGCUGCUCCUCAUGGCGCUGACACGUCCGCAAGUCCCAACAUUUAAUCUGCAGUGGUGUCUCUGCCUCACCUCUGCUGGGAAAAAAUCUCCUAUCUGGGAAUACUCCUACUGCUGACAGAAGCAUUUCUUUUACUUUUCUACUGCGGUCUUCUUCAUCUGAUACCACUCCAUCUGAGAUGCAUUUGAAAAAGAUUUUAAUACUAUUUUUCCUUUGUCAUAUUGUGUUCUAACAACUUGCCCUCUUAGUCUCUUUUAAAUUUAAUUUGCUACUGUUUACGAAUUCUUCUAUUUUCACUUGACCACAACUAUUGCUUUUUGAAGGGUGUCUAUUCAAGUCUUAUGCAGUAAAGUAUAACGCAUUACUUAUUGUUUCUUCUAGGAGAUGUACAUAUAAUUGAAAAUAAUUUCCUCAAGAAGAUGACACUGCUAUAGUAAGAUAAUACACGGAGGUAAGUUAGCUGUCCUGCAGUAAGAGAUUAUCUUCAGCUCACAGAGCAAGCAACAAACAAUUUGUUUCUGUGGUGUAGAUGCAGUAAGACUGCCACGAUGUGGGCAGGUUGGUUCUGCCAAAAUGUCUGCUUUUGUAAGUGGCCAUGUGUGCAGUGCUGUUUGCAUACUGUGACUUUGGGUUGUGAAGCUGUGCUUUGUGAAAGGCAUCUGUUACAAUGAGUUUGGAACACUGUCAUUGGAGGUGUUUGUCUUGUACAAAUGUCCAAUACAUGCCUCGCAGUCUUU